Staurois parvus is the source of this 357-nucleotide messenger RNA. The record is from the annotation of a GenBank genome assembly. Lineage: Eukaryota; Metazoa; Chordata; Amphibia; Anura; Ranidae.
GGACACAGCGGAUCACCGAUCAACAGAAAGAGCCAAAGACGUUGGCUCGGUCAUGUGAUCAGCCGUGUCCAAUCACAGCUGAUCGCAUGGGACAUGUACACUGAUCAUCAUGGCACUGAUGAUCAGUGUGCCCUGAUGAUCAGUGUAGCCCCAGGAGUGCCACCUGUCAGUGUCCAUCAAUGCCAGCUGUCAGUGCCUACCAGUGCACAUCAAUGCCACAUAUCAGUGCCCAUCUGAGCUGCCUUUCAGUUUCACUUUACCAGUGCCAGUCAGUGCCACCUAUCAAUGCCAGUCAGUGCCACCUAUCAGUGCUGCCAAUCAGUACCAGUCAGUGCCGCCUAUCAGGGCUAGUCAGUG